GAGAGGAUUUGAAUUACCUGAAUGUAUCGCGUUCAAAAUCUUACACUACCAACUUUUAAUUUCAUUAAUCAGAUUAUCCUAAUCUUACGCUUGUAUGAUCUCCGAAUUUCAUCGAUAAAAAGUAUUAAUAAAUGUUAAUUUAUUUUAUGUGCUUACUAAGUAAUCGGCUUACUUAUUUUCUCGUUCUUUUCUCUUCCAGAUUCUCGCAUACUGCAUUUAAUUCUUCCCCAACACACAAGGUUUUUUUGGACUAAACGGGAACCUUCGGAAUACUAAACGUCACAUUAAAUAACGUAGCAUGCGAAUAUUAAGAUUAUGUGGUUCUGCAAAUCACUGUGCACGGAUAUCAACACGCAAAACCAUUUUCGAUGAUGUGAAAGAGUCUCGUAUUGUUUUUUGUAUUGACACUUCUGGAAGUAUUUACAAAGUGUGGGAUCAGAUUUGCUCUCAUAUUGUCGAACAUUUAUGCAAGAUGGCAAUAAACAAUAAAGCCUUGUAUUUUAAUGUUAUAACAUUCGAUGACUAUGUUAAACGCUUCCGAACGAAGCUGGUAAUAGCUUCUUACAUAAACAUACAGGAGUUAAAUAAUUGGUUAAGGAGUGUAUGUUUUGGGACUAGCUGUUAUAUUUUCCCUGCAUUAUUGGCGUCUUACUCGCAUGUGGAUGCGGAAUGUGUAUUACUAGUCACAGACGGUUUAUUGACUAAAGAAUUUUAUGAAAUACAACAAUUAUCCGCAGUUUGCAACUCACGUCCCCUCUAUUUAACUCUUUUAAUAAAUAAUAUGAAGCCAAAUAACAGAGUUAUUGAACUGGCUUCUAAAUUAUUAAUGAUGACGUGUUGUUCGAAGAGUAGACUGAAUGUUAUUACAAUUGCUGUGAGUGGAUGUUUUGUCCAGAUUUCACCGAUUGAAUGGAGUAUCAGAGUUCCUUCAAAACUUUAUGGUUGCCCGAAUUCAUGCUAUAAGUUUGUACUCGACAGUCUACACAAAUUUUCAAAAGAAACUACAGGUGGAAUAUGUCCUUUUAAAAAUUCACCGACACAUAAUUUGACAUCUCAAGAAGCCAUGAAAGAUAGUGCUUGUCAAGUUUCGAACCCUUCAAGUGAAACACUAUUAACAGAGAGUUCCAUUCACCUCCCUAAGAUUAAUGAACAGCAAGUUCAAAGAAGUAAACUGCUUGAAAUGAAUGACUGUCAAACUCAGACAAUUUCUGGCACGUCAGAAGAAGUAACUACAACGGAUUCAAACCAGUUUAUCACCUCUUCAUCCCAUACAAUGUAUGGUGAAGGUCAUAAUCAUAACUGUAUGUGUAAUUCGUGUCUUGCAUGUGAAUGUUCAGAGGAACAUGCUGGUAAUAAAUUCAAACGAAGCAGAUAUCGUGUCGCUAGAUCUUUCAUAAAUGGUCGCUCACAACUUGAUUGGUGGGCUGAUGAUAUUCGAAUAGCUCCUUCAGCUGGUGCUUUACUUCUGGGUCAUACUGUUUUGGCUCCAAAGUAUAACGAGGGUAGUCGGCUAUUCAUGGGUACUGUACUUUCACAGGUAGAUUACUGCACGUUUAUUAUCUGCUUUGAAGACCCUAAUUCAAAAAUAAAACAUCGUGAAAAUAUUCAAGAAACUCAUGUACAUGAACUACUAUCAUAUCUGGAUUUUCAUCGUCAUCCUGUUGAUGCAGGAGAUUUUGUUCUUGUACCUCAGUGUAUAUCUAAUUGCGAGGAAUUAAAUCAUUCACAAAAGCAUUAUCUUAUUCCUUAUUAUGUUGCAAAAGUUUUAUCUGGUUAUGAAUCGCGUUCAUCGAUUAGAAAUGUGUCAGAUAAGCCUGUAAUAGUAGAAUUUGUCAAACAAGGAAAUAGUGAAACAAUUCCAAGAACCAAUUUUAAAAUUCCAUUCAACACUGCUAUAUGGAUACCUAAUGAUUUAUUUCAAAAGAAUUUCUUAUCAAGUAAAAUCCAGUGGAAAUUUACUUCCACCGAAGAAUCAAACAUUUCGGAUGCACAAACAGGUACUUUCCCAAAUGGUACUAACACUUCUACAUUAACAAACAGUGCAGAAGUACCAAACACUGGAAUGGUCAAAUCAAAUGAAAAUAUCUUACGACCGUUCAAUCAGUUAGCUCCAUUUCCCGUUGGUGGUGUUAUUAGCAAAAACAACUGCACUAAUAAUAACACUAAUAAUGAUAAUGGAAAAACGAAGAUGAAUUAUGCAUAUACUAAAGAUCAAUUGGAUCAGCUGAAGAGUGAAUUUAUUGAUUCAGAUUAUGCUUCAAGUAUGGACGAAGGUGGUAGCAGUAGUAAUCAUCAAAGAAAGAAAAGCUGCAAGUCAGAGUCAAAUAUCUUGUCUGAAGCAUUUCAUGAUUUUCAUUCAGAUAUUGCAAGUCGAUUUGUAGAGAGAAAAAGCUGUGAAGAUGAACAAAUUCGACGUCCUAUCAACGUUGAAGCCUGCAGAAUAUACAACCAGACGAAAGAUGUUGCAACAUAUAUAGAUCCAGAACUACAAUAUGGUAAAAUGUAUAUUAAAUGGGUUAAAGAUCAAGUUAGGCCUAUGAAUCGUCCAGAAUGGCGGUACUGGGGGGCUAAGCCUAUACCACAACUAACUGCACCUCCAACGUUUGAACCUUUCAAAGAUACAGCUGCCUGGAGUAGGUCAGAUCGUUUAAAAACUACAGGUAAUAUUCUACGACCAGAGAUUCACUUCAAUAAAUCUCCAUCUAAUCGAAAAUCAACUGAUCAUUACAAUUCAAGAAACGUAGGGUUAUGGUUGAUGGACUCUUCACUUUCGAAUAAGGGUAUAUUGAAAAAGCAAUACUCAAGUUGUUCUAGCUUACCGAGAUUAAACAAUAACCGAAAUGUUGGUAGUAAUAGCAGUAGUAGUAAGGAUAUAAAUCGAAACACUAUGGACAGUAUUCGAAAUCUAAUGGAUUAUGACAGUGUGUGCCAUUCAUUACAUGAUAAUCAUCAGUUGCAUAUUGCUGGGUGUGACAAUCAAACUAAACGAGCCGAUUUUCCUGCAAGAAUUCGACCUAAAUUAAAUCUUCAUUAACAUCGAAAAUCAUUCCUCACAGUUUUUAAUAUUCAGUAAGUUAGUAAAAAUGUUAUAAUUCAUUUUAUCUCGAGACGGAAUAAUAAUAGCAUUCGUAAAAUUACUGGUCAGUCGGUUGGUCGUAUUCAACUGGGAACGUGUCGCAAAUUUGAAUUCGUCUAAUUUCCACAUCUUACAUCAAAACAAAUAAAAGAUUGAUAUUAGAGUGAUAAAUUAAGGAAAUUAAAUGAUGAUGACUGUAAAACCUUUGCUCGCUUCCGUGGAUCCUAAUGUGUUGACAGCUCGUUUUACCAGAGUAUAUACGAGGAGAAAGAUGGAGCAAAGAUCUAAGCAAAGUUUUAAUAUUAUAAAUGAAACAUUAUAUUCCACUGAUGAUCCAAGUUCCUCCUUCAGAGGUUUCCCGUAGUGGCUGAGUAUGAUGGCAUACGUUGCAAAGUUCGUUGGUGUCUGCAUCGUCGUCCAUAAUGUUGUCCCUGUCAGUGAACGCUUCAGAGGUGAUGCGAGUUCAGCUACACUCCCACUAUAGCAACAACUAUCCCUGAUAAAUCGUCUGUGACAAUUCCAAUCAGAUCUCGAUUAUUAGUUAAACGAUUGAAGAACGACAGAAAUUGAGAGAGCACUGCUGAAGUUUCACAAAGAAUGAAGGUGGCAGAGAUCGGUAUGGCCAUUAUAUUCCUAUCCAAGGCCACAAUUUGAUACAUAAAUAAAUUUUUGUUGUUGGUUUUAUAUAUGCCAAUAAACCAUCUACAUCCAAGAAAUAAUUAGCCAAACAAAUUUGCUUUGUUUCAGCAAAGAAUAAAGAUCAUUAUUCUCAUUCAUUUGAUACUCAUAAAGAAAGUGAUAUAGUUUUCCAUUUUGGCGUAAUCCCCUAUAUUCCAUUCAUGUAAAUAUAUACACUGCUAACAAAAUAGAUUGGUCGGUGAAAACAAUUUGUCCCUCAUAUUUUAGCUGCUUCCCGUAAGACUGGCAUACAAAGUAGAUAAGUUUUAAAGUUGCCGUCCCUAAAAUCAGCAAAGAUCCAACGCUCUCGAAUUUCGUAUCAGUCAACCUCCUAAUACACGAUCUGUUGUUGUGUUUUAGGGGAAUACAUUCAUGUUUAUGAUGCAUAUUCUCUCCAAUAAUAAUCUAGUAACCUUCAAUAAAUUUACGAAAUAUAAAGGAUUGACAUUGAGUACUUAUAGCAACCCUUCAGGUAACAAAAUAUUAUAAAAUAACUUGACUUACCUCCAUUGAAUAUGAUAGAUCUAGCUGCUCUUUGACCACUUCUAUAACAUAAAUAUAAUAUACAGUUUCCGAUUCUUAUCGAAAUGAGAAUAGCCAACCACAAAGUGAGAAUAAGUUGUCCUUUCAUAUUCUUUGAUAGCUUUUUAAAAUGCUGAAAAUAAGUAAAACGCUAAAAAAUGUAGCGCAAUCAAGAAUAUAUUUCUGGUCCCUUUAACUGAUAAAUCGGAAUUGGUAGACAAUGUGUUGGAUAUUGGAAUUUUACUACACAAGAUUGGUAAUUUCAUUCAUCAUGCGAAGACCAUUCCUAUCAGAGGGGAUAAAAAGGAGAGAUCACGUUUUUAUUAAUUUGGGGUGGUUGUUGCCGAAUAAUACUUCGCUUUUUAAUCCAAUGUCAUAACUACUCAGAAUAAUAUUCAUUUAAUUUUCAAUAGCAUACUCAAUAUAAGAUUGAGUUUAUUUUCAGUGUGAACUUCAGUACGAUAUUCUCAAUAUCAAAUUAACGUCAGCCGUGUUCAGUGAGACAUUUUGAAAAUUAAUAAUCAAACAGGUAUACAAACCAAUAUAUGAAUGAACGUAUUUUUGACUAGAUUCAUCUUGUUUUGGAGUGAAUAAAUCUUUACUUGUACGAGCUUUUUGUGUUCUUACCUUGUGUUGUGGAAAAUGUAAUGGGUCCUUGUUUCCAAGUAUAAGUAUUAGGGCAAUGUGAAUAUAACAAUGUCAACGUUCAAAACCAUAUGACUAGUACUUGGUAAAUUAUUAACGCUCAUAGUUUAGAGAAAAGGUAAAAAUAAAAAGAAUUAUUCAGUUUUUUAAAAAGAAUUCAAUAACUUCUUUUUUAAAAAGCUGUUUAUUUCAUUAGACGAAACAGGCUAAAAAAUAUUUUUGAAUGCGAUGAAAACUUUUUAAGAUUUAAAGAAAAAUGAGAAAUUCACUCUGACAUUAAGGCUAUAAGUUGCUUCAUGAAUACUACUGGUAUUGGACUAAUUCAACGUAGAAUGUUAGUCGUGUGUUCCCUCUAAAGUAUAAAAUGAUUUAAAUAGUGUCCAAAUGUUUUUGCUCACUAGAAAAGAAUUGGGUGCAAAUAUAUAACAUGUAGACUUCUGAAAAUUCGUAAACAUUUGUAUUUAAUUGGAUAUGUUUUGAUUUCUCAAAAUUAAUCACAUAAUUUUUGGGUUAUCGGUGGGGAAUACCGGAAUAAAAUACACAGUAGUACAUGAACAUAGAUACAUUGGAAUCUAUGAUCUAGAACAGAAGUAUAUAUUGCUCUACGGGUUAUAGGAGAUAACAUUAUAUAUAUAUAUAUAUAUAUAUAUAUAUAUAUAUAUAUAUGCUAUUUAACCAAAUCGGUGAGUGAAUUUUGUGCCAAUAUCCAAGGCCUGUUUUCUUAUACCUGGUUAGUUCGUCCAUAAAUUAUAGUCUCGCUGCUUACUUAAUGAAAUUCAAAGACUCCAUAUUUUAAAACAUAAUGUUUCACAGAAGAAUUGUUAUCGGUAGCUUUCUGUUUGGUCAUAACCAUUGAAUUCUCACUAAACUUAAAUAUUAUGAUUGUGUUGAUUGAUGACAUACUUUGAAAAGGUUUUUCUUGCUGAUUAUUGAUUAAAACAUACCAAAAGUGUAUCUUGGUAAAGCUGUGACUUCAGAGGAAAAGUACAUGAAAAACUACUGUCAGUUUUUUAUAGAGUAAAAUUAAACAAGUACAAUAUAAAAUGGAGUGAAUGCUGUCGAGAUUAACUGGACAUAAAAUAUCUAUGAAUAUAAUGUCAAACUUCGUUAUUUAUAUUUCUGACAUUGAAUUCUAGUUUAUUACAUUGUUUUUAAUUUCAGAGACUUUAUUUCGGACAAUUAAGCUAUGGAUAAAUAAAUCAUUUGUAAUUUAAGACUGGAGGAAGAAAUAAUACAGUGAUAAAUCUCUGGAUUAUUACUAUUAUUAUUAUUAUUAUUAUUAUUAUUAUUAUUAUUGUU
Molecule: messenger RNA, 6220 nt
Organism: Schistosoma spindalis
Lineage: Eukaryota; Metazoa; Platyhelminthes; Trematoda; Strigeidida; Schistosomatidae
Source: the annotation of a GenBank genome assembly